Molecule: messenger RNA, 1316 nt
Organism: Dermacentor silvarum
Lineage: Eukaryota; Metazoa; Arthropoda; Arachnida; Ixodida; Ixodidae
Exons: 10
Coding region: 187-1008 (273 amino acids)
Source: RefSeq, a predicted model, not a curated record
UGACUUGAGCUGAUCUGUUCACGGUAUCCAUGGGUGAACCUUCAAGCACCAUUGAGAAUUUGGUGUUGGCCUGUGACAUUCCACUUGCGUCUGUGGCACCGUGAAACUCGCCUGGACAGGAUUCUGGCGAGUUGGAAGUUGGCCGAUCCCUUACUUGGCCUGGAGCUGUGAAGGCGCAGCAGCCACAUGCAUGUCACCUGUGUGACUGACAGCAGAGUUGAUGGUGCCUCGGCCGGCAUCGGCGAAUGCACGGCGAAGCAUUUCGCCUCACUCGGCUGCUGGCUCUCCCUGACUGGGCGGAACAAGGCUAAUCUCGAGAGAGUGGCCGAAGCUUGCUGCGCACAGGGGCUUCCUCAGGAUAAGGUGCUUGUGGUACCCGGUGACGUAACGGUGGAAAAGGAUGUCGCAGAUGUGGUGGAGAAGACAGCGAAACACUUCGGCAAGAUUGAUAUUCUCGUGAACAAUGCUGGAAUUUUCGCGACAGGAUCUGUUCAAAGUGCCUCAGUGGAAGACUUUAAUAGAUUGUGGGAGACAAACUUCCUCGGUCCGCUCUGCAUGAUCAAAAACGCUGUGCCCUACUUGCGUCAAACUAAAGGUAGCAUCGUGAACGUUUCUACUGCCGUAUCGUUGACUGCGGUUCAGGCCGCCGUGCCUUACGCUGUCGUCAAAGCAGCCCUGGACCACCUGACACGAUGCGCUGCACUAGAGAAUGCACCGUAUGGUCUACGCGUGAACACAGUCAACCCUGGUCGUAUCAUGACGAUGAUUAUAAAGGGAUCUGCGAGCAACGUAGAGGAACAAAAGAAGAUGAUCGAGAAAAUGGGCGGCCCGCUGCAUGCGCUGGGACGAGUGGGUACACCGGAAGAAGUGGCCCACUGCAUCGCCUUCCUGUCAUCCGAUGACGCCGCGUUCGUCACGGGGAUCACCAUGCCCGUCGAUGGGGGCAUGCUUCUUCUAUCCAGCGUCUCGGCUCCCGCGCCAUCGCAGGAUACCCAGAAGACUGCGUGAGGAGCAAUGAACGUGGCCUUUGCGAAGUGCCAGGGUAUACUGAAAGAAGAGAGGAAAUAGUGGCAGCCUCUUUUUCUAAAGAAGCCCUCGGUCUUGCAGUAGACCCGAUUUUUUUUUUAACUCGCGCUCUUCGAAGGUGUACUUUCGCUCUGUUUGGCCCUCAGAAGACCAAACAGGGACGAAUACAGUGCUCUGGUGGGCAGGUAAAUAUUGGACAUUUUAUUAUUGGAAGCCGAAUCGCCUACAAACCUGAUUUGUCAUUGUGCAGGAAGCACGUAGAACGUGUAACCUCGGUAGGGCACUUUACG